AUGUUAGUUCACUCGGGAUUCUAUCCAGUGGAAUUUGCGAAUUGUCACCUUCCAUGUAUUUUCGACACUCCCGGGAUUUCGAACGUUUGCUUUAAGACUUCAAAGAUGUCAGAAGGAAAAAAAAUGCUGCAUCCUGAAUUCGCUGUUCGUCCAGUAAUGUACACUGGUUUAGGCGAUGUAAUUGGUUCUACUGUAUGGUCAAGUGAACAAGCAUCAUCAUUGGCUGCAAUUCCAGGAUCUAAAGUGGCAGAUUCAACUAACUUUCCACACCCGGUAGCUGAAUCUCUUGCAAAAUUUGGUAAAGCAGCUGAAAAAGCUAAUAGAAUGAGAGUUUUAGCUUCUGCUCAAGGUUUACAUGCACCAUUACGUUUAUCUAUGGAACAACGUAUAAUGCAACGCAUUCAACCUCGUCUACCUGGUUUAUAUUCUUAUCAUCCUUUGGCUAGUCAGCUAAAUGGAAGUUUAGAUGAGAUUGAUGUAUCUGACUUUAUUAAUCCUGCGGAAGAUUCUGAAUCUGUUGGAAUGCCCCAAUUAAUGAUAGAGCAUAAACUUGGUCUUUUGUAA
Messenger RNA from Schistosoma intercalatum, 564 nucleotides. The record is from the annotation of a GenBank genome assembly. Lineage: Eukaryota; Metazoa; Platyhelminthes; Trematoda; Strigeidida; Schistosomatidae.